Molecule: messenger RNA, 2381 nt
Organism: Colletotrichum scovillei
Lineage: Eukaryota; Fungi; Ascomycota; Sordariomycetes; Glomerellales; Glomerellaceae
Exons: 3
Coding region: 729-2300 (523 amino acids)
Biological process (GO): carbohydrate transport; transmembrane transport
Cellular component (GO): membrane
Molecular function (GO): carbohydrate:proton symporter activity
Source: RefSeq, a predicted model, not a curated record
UCUUCUUUCACCCUUCGCCGGCCUCCCACUCCUGCGACCUUUUUCGUUCGGUCAACGUCCGAUGUGCUUCUGCGAAGAGGUCUGAAGUUCUACCGAGUACUGAACCCAUACCGUUCACCCCCACUCUCUUUGCUGCACGAGAUCUCCUCUCGCGUCUCCUUUCCUUGCGCCGCGCGAUCGCCCGCCGAACGAAAUCGUGGGGUUCGAGACCAGUUGAACCAGGGCAACACACCAGGGGCCCAUCCAAAAAUCCGGAGAACGUCGAGAGAGGGUUACCCGUUGGGCCAUUUUCUCAUCGAAAGGGAGGCCCUGGCCACGCAGCCGUCUUUUACCCCGUGGGAUAGGAUCGAGUUUACCCCCUCACCCACACCCCGCGUUUUCUUGUCUUGGAGCAAACGACGACGGUUUUCCGUCACACGGGAACGAGCUUCGAGGGCGCAAAGUGUCUACGAAAGGAGCGAACCCGAGAAAACACAUAAGUGAGGCGAGGGAUCGGAGGGGGAAGUGGUGCGAGCUCGUCCCGUCUGAGAUUGCGUGUCGGAAAAUAGGGGGCAAAAAAUUACGACUGGAACGAAAGAGACUGAAAAUUCUUCUUUUUUUUGCAUUUCAAAACCGCAUACACUCUUUUCUUGGUUUGCGCCUGCAACCAAAACCUCUCGUUCCAAAUCCGUCCCCAAACCCCUUUCGAUAUCGACGCAAAGAAAGGGCGUCGCAGGGGGUCUUUAAAGAUGGUCCAAUUCAACACGUAUUAUCUCCUUACCAUCAUCGUUAUCUCGUGCGGGUCUAUUCCCAAGGGCUACGAUGAAGGCGGGUUCAGCGCGUCAACGGGCCUGGCGUCCUUCAAGGAGGAUUUCGGCCUCGUCUCGAGCCUCUGGAAGGGCAACGAGUCCGGUUUGGCUGACCGCAAGGCCAACAUCUCGUCCUUUGGUGUCCUAGGCGCCGCCUUCGGUUCCAUCAUUGCGCUCGCCGUAAAUGACCGCCUCGGACGACUGAGGGCAUGGCAGCUCUUCAUCGCCGUCUGGAUGACGGGCUGCCUGAUGCAGGUCUUCUCGUCCGGCAUCCUGGGGUUGAUGCUAUUCGCCCGGAUAUGGGGCGGACUCGGCGCCGGAGGACUUACGGUCGUUGCGCCGCUAUACCUCUCCGAGAUUGCGCCCGCGAGGUCGCGCGGUAUGGUCGUCAGUAUAUACAUGGUCGUGUUACUGUCAUUCCUCACCAUUGGCUUCUUCAUCAACUACGCAGCGAACGCGACCCUAGCUGCGACGAGGCUGCAGUACCGCCUCGUCAUCGCCAUCCCCCUCAUCCCCGUAGGCUUGGCCUUCAUCGCCUCCUUCUUCCUCGACGACACCCCGCGCUGGCUCGCCUCCCGAGACCGCGGCGACGAAGCGCUCGCCGUGCUCGCGAAGCUCCGGCACGCCGACCCGAGCGACCAAGCCCUCGCCCACGAAUACGACGAGAUCCACGAACAGAUUCGCACACGGCAGCAGAUUCUCGCCGACUCCUCCACCUGGGCCAUCAUCAAGGACAUUGCCACGAUCCCCACCUACCGCACGCGCUUCCUCCUCGGCGCCGUCAUGCAGACUGUCGCGCAAUGGUCCGGCGGAAAUGGCAUCACGUACUACAUCCCCGAGAUCUUCCGGUACGCCGGUGUUGUUGGAGAUAACACCUCUCUCAUCACUAGUGGCGCAUACGGCGCUGUCAAGCUUGUGUUCACAAUGGUCUUCACGUGGGGUCUCGUUGACGUCUUCGGUCGUCGCCGGUGUUUCAUUACGGGUUUGUUCCUGCAGUGCAUCACGCACGUAUACAUGGCCAUCUACAUGGCCAUCUGGAUCGACGGCACGAACAAGCCGGCCUCCGACGCCGCCAUCGCCUCCGUCUUUGUCUACGCUGUCGGCUGGUCCAUCGGCUUGUGCACGGUACAAUACCUAUACGGUACAGAAAUCUACCCGACCCGCAUCCGCAGCGUCUGCUAUGCCAGUAACAUGGCCCUGCACUGGUUCUUCCAGUUCGCCGUGGUGCGCGUCACGCCCAACAUGUUCGUCAGCCUCGAUGUAUGGGGCGCGUACGUCUUCUGGGCGGUCGUCUGUGGCGUCGGUCUUGUGGUCCUCGGCCUGUGGGCGCCGGAGACGAAGGGCAUCCCCAUGGAGAGGAUGGAAGAGCUGUUCAGCGGUCGGUGGUGGAUGGGAUGGAGGGCGAGUGUGGAUUUGGAUUCGAGCGAGACGAAGCCUUUCGGCAGAGGGGACUCAUCGGGCAAGGAAUCAAAAGAAGCCCCUUUUGCGCAUGACCGGAAGACGGACGUCUGAGUUGGGGCCGGGAUGCUUUCUGAGUUCAUAUUUAUGAGUCUGUAUGUUUCUUUUAAUGAUCACCAGAUACCAAUUGUACAA